UUUUUAUAAUAUGUUUAGAAGAUUUUUUCUAUUAUCAGAAUGUAUUUGUGUAAUUUUUUUUUUUUUUUUUACACAUGGAAAAAAUAGAGUUCCCCAAAGACGAAAAAAUGCAGUCGGUUUUUGCAGGGUUUUUGUUCCGCCAUCUUCAACUAAAAUUGCCUUGCGCAGCGUUGCCAUGGUUCAAUCAAACAAGAAGUUGAAACAAAAACUAAGAGCAGCUAAAGCUGAAAUGUUAGCUGCUUCUGAAGUUAAAAUGAUCAAUCCCAUUAACGUAGAGGACCCAAAUUCAAAAUCCCUCAAAUUUCUUCUUAAUUCAGCGACCCAUAAACCCAGAUUAUCUAAGAGGGAUAAACGUAGAGAAAAGGCGCUGACUUUGCAAAAUUGGCAGAAAGAGAAAGAAGAGGUUAGGACUAUGAGUGACCAGAUGAAAGGAACACAAAAGAAGAGACAGAGAGAUGAAAGUGAAGGGUUAGAGAAGGAUAAUGGGGAGCUAAAGCAAGAGAAAAAGCCUAUGAAGAAGAAGAAGAAGAAAAAUAAUAAAAAGAAGAACAAAGGGAGGCAGAGGGUAGAAGAUGGGGAAGUUACAGAGUUUAUGAAUGUCGGAAAUGGAGAAGCAGCAGCAGCGGAGACUAGUAAAACAGAGGACAGGGAAGAAAGCAGUGAUAUUUCUAAGAAAGUUUAUGUCGGAGGAAUUCCUUAUUAUUCUACUGAGGAUGAUAUUAGGAGUUACUUUGAUGGUUGUGGCACCAUUACAGAGGUUGAUUGUAUGAGUUUCCCUGACAGCAGAAAGUUCAGAGGAAUUGCCAUUAUCACUUUUAAGACUGAAGCAGCCACUAAGAGAGCCAUGGCACUGGAUGGUUCUGAUAUGGGUGGACUAUUCCUGAAAAUCCAGUCAUAUAAGUCAGCUAGAGCUAUCAAAGUUUCCAACUUCUCACCAAACAUGGUGAAGGGGUAUAAUAGGGUAUAUGUGGGUAACUUAUCAUGGAAUGUAGCAGAGGAUGACUUGAAGAAACUUUUUUCAGAUUGUAGCAUAAGUUCUAUUCGAUUCGGUGAAGAUAAAGAAACAGGAGAAUUCCGGGGUUAUGCACAUGUAGAUUUUGCUGAUAGUCUCUCUGUAAACAUGGCAUUAAAGUUGGAUCAAAAGAUUGUAUGUGGUAGACCUGUUAGAAUAAGCUGUGCUAUUGCAAAGGAAGGAGCUGUAACAAAAGGAGGGGCAACCAAUUCGAGACCUGCGCUGCAAGAUCAAAAUGCGGACAGUGUUGCAACAAGCACUGUUAGUUCAAAGAUUAGGAGGCGAACCUGUUAUGAAUGUGGAGAGCGUGGACACCUUUCGUCGUCUUGUCCGAAGAAACAAAAAACUGAUCGAGCAGAACAAGUUUUAGUUGAUUUUUAGUUGGAGACUGCAUGUGCUCAAAUUUUUAUUUCCGCUCAGAGAAAUUUUGGUGGUGAUUUCUUAUUUCCUUGGACGACAUUUUUAAGUUCAUUAUUUGCUUUUUCCCUAGUGCCCGAGUGUUUUCUAGUAAGACUUCAGUUGAUGUGUAGUGAGCUUCACAAGUACUUCCAAUGUUUCAAUUGUCUCUGCCGAAAAGCAAAAAAUAUCAAACAUGUGAUAGAUAGACUUCUACGAGAUUCGUGAGAAUACCAAUUAUUAUACUGUGCCCCUGGUCA
This is a messenger RNA of Capsicum annuum, 1668 nucleotides long. Its product is annotated as phragmoplastin interacting protein 1. Bases 11 to 1393 code for a protein of 460 amino acids. The record is from RefSeq and is a predicted model, not a curated record. Gene Ontology annotation, molecular function: RNA binding; zinc ion binding. The transcript is spliced from 4 exons. NCBI's taxonomy places the organism in Eukaryota, Viridiplantae, Streptophyta, Magnoliopsida, Solanales, Solanaceae.